UAUAUGUUACACUGCACAAUCACGUUAGAGCUCAACUCUAUGUAAGUUCAACUUGCUCGAAUCGUACUCAAUUUAGCUCCACUGCAAGCGUCCCGUUCCAAAAUAAUCGCGACAGUCUCUUUAAAUCAUUUUCCAAUGUCUCUAGUGAUGCCUCUGUGUUUAAUACAACAAAAGGAAGUUAUCCAGACAUGGUACAUGGUAUGUUCAUCUGCAGAGAUCAUGUCUCAGCCAAGACCUGCGAGGACUGUGUUCGCGCUGCCAUAAAGGAGAUUUCGGCUAACUGUCCACUUAAAAAUGAUGCAAGCAUAUGGUUUGAUAAGUGUUUUGUUCACUAUUCUAAUACAUCAACCUUCUCUUCUUUGGAGAAGGAUCCUUCUUUUAUCUCUACCGUAGAGAAGGAUCCGUAUGUGUGCAUGUCCAAUCAAGUCCAUAGUAGCGAUCAACCAUCGUGGUUUAAGGAACAACUGUCAGCCAUGCUUGCCAUUUUAACUUAUAAAGCAACUUCUGAUCCUUCUAACCGCGUGUAUGCUGAAGAUGUAAUUGAAACCGGUUUAGCAAAGUUCAAUGGAAUUGUUCAGUGUAAAUCGGAUUUGCCAUCAAAAGAUUGCUUCAAUUGUGUGUCUGCCGCAGCUAAUAGAGUUUCAUACUGCUUAGCUGGAAAGAAUGAAGGAAUUAUUCUGAGCCCAAACUGCAGCACAAGGUACGAGCUGAACUCUUCCACGCAAGUAAACUCAACGCAAUCGCCUGCCCCUACCAAAGGGAAAGAGAGAGGGUCAAAGAUUACGAUCAGUGCAAGUGUAUCUGCAUCAUUAGUACUGCUGGCUCUGCUGGGAAUCUGUUUGUAUUACUAUUACUCCAAAAGAAGUAAAAGAACAGAGAAUAUUAUACCAUCUCAUCAAGAGACCGAAAUGAGCAACACAGAGUUCCAGUUACUUGGCUUUGACGAUAGUUUAGUUUCAGAAAACCAAGUGGAUAUUCUAGAUUUUCCAGUGAUUGAUCUAGAUAUCAUACACAAGGCAACACAACAGUUUUCUGAGGCAAACAAGCUUGGGGAAGGAGGUUUUGGCCCAGUUUACAAGGGUACAUUAGUGGAUGGGAAGCAAAUUGCAGUUAAGAGGCUUUCAAGAAGUUCUGGCCAGGGAAUGAAAGAAUUCAUGGCUGAAGUCACUUUAAUUGCAAAAUUGCAGCACAGAAAUCUUGUGAAACUUUUGGGCUGCUCUUUGAAAAAUAAUGAAAUGCUUCUUGUCUAUGACUACAUGUCGAACAAAAGCUUAGAUCUGUUCCUCUUUGAUUCAACACGAGCAACACAACUAGACUGGAAGAAGCGUUUCAAUAUAAUUAAUGGCAUUGCUCGAGGAAUAGUAUAUCUACAUGAGGAUUCUCGACUUAAGAUCAUUCAUAGGGAUCUCAAAGCUAGCAACAUUUUGCUAGAUCAUGAGAUGAACCCAAAAAUAUCUGAUUUUGGAAUGGCGAGGAUAUUCGGGAGUAGUCAAAGCGAAGCUAAUACAAAUAGAGUUGUCGGAACAUAUGGAUACAUGGCCCCGGAAUACGCUAUGGAAGGAAUAUUUUCGGUCAAAUCAGAUGUCUACAGCUUCGGAGUUCUCCUGCUGGAGAUGAUCAGUGGGAGAAAGAACAAUGGGUUUUAUCUCUCAGGACAAGGUCAUAGCCUGCUUGAUUAUGCCUGGAAAUUAUGGUCUGAGGAUAAAGAGUUGGAGCUAAUUGACCCAUUAUUAACAAAAUCGUUAGUGGUAAAUGAAGUGCUAAAAUGCAUUCAUAUUGGACUAUUAUGUGUGCAAGAUGACCCUGCAGAAAGACCUACUAUGUCUUCUGUAAUUGUUAUGCUCGGAAGCAAUCCGACAACAUUUACUGAGCCAUCACAACCAUUAUUUUUUAUUGGACGAAUCGCUCCAUCAGCCCAGGCUCAAUCAAAUGAAAUUGGAUCUUCUGUCAACGGGGUUACUAUCUCUAAUUUCCCACCCCGGUGACUAGUUCAUAUUUUUUUACUAUAAAUUUGCUUUAUUAACUAGAACUGAACAACUGCUGAGGUUGGUGUACCACA
Daucus carota subsp. sativus is the source of this 2059-nucleotide messenger RNA. RefSeq names its product cysteine-rich receptor-like protein kinase 10. Gene Ontology annotation, cellular component: plasma membrane. The transcript is spliced from 6 exons. Gene Ontology annotation, molecular function: protein serine/threonine kinase activity; ATP binding. NCBI's taxonomy places the organism in Eukaryota, Viridiplantae, Streptophyta, Magnoliopsida, Apiales, Apiaceae. Gene Ontology annotation, biological process: protein phosphorylation. The record is from RefSeq and is a predicted model, not a curated record. Bases 189 to 1985 code for a protein of 598 amino acids.